AUGGUUACUAUGUGGACCACACCUUUGGAAUGGCGAAUGUGUAUCGCGAUCAGUUCAAUUAUCUCUCAGACCCCCGUGGCUAUCAUCAUGCUGUUGCAGACCGUUGGAAUAGGACCAGAUACAGUGGGAAAGGAUGGAUCGAGAGACUCAACUACAUGCCCCCAUAAUGAUCGGCAAACCUUGAGACAUCUUAGCAUGACAAGACCCCUACUAGGAAACUCCAUAUCGCCCAAUCGGCGACGAGCGCUCUUUGAGACAACUAAACGAGUACUUGCCAGUGCGAUAAACGAUGGGAUAGCCUGCGCAACCCUUGAGUCAUGUAACAGCACCAGUCUGUUGUUGUGCUUACGCAGUCCCGGAGGAGCCAUAGCCAGUGAUGAAGACGCUUGGAUCAUGUGCGGUAUGCGAGCUGACGCAUAUACCGAAACAGAUGGUGGCAGGGUUCUUGGGUUUGUGCGGGCGGACGAUCUCCUGGAGCCUGUGCUAAGCCGGAACCUCAACGGCGAGGUAUCAGAGGAGCUUGACCCUGGUGUGAUUUGUCGCGUUAUCUGCCGCUGGCGUUCUCGCCAAGAUGAAGAACACGCGGUAGAGACGCUUGUAAAGGAGGUACGGAAUUCAGCAAACAAUCAAGAGAAAUGGUUGGAUAUGGCUAGUACUCUGCCAAUCCUACAUCUUAAGUCUUCACUAUGUGAUUGGGAGCAAUCAGUCGUAUCUGGACAUCCUACACAUCCGUUACACCGAGCCUGCCUUGCCCAGUCACCCCUAGAUCCCAUCAUGCCCGAUGAUAUCCCUUAUCUACUAGAACCCGAACUAUCAUUCCUCUGCGUUCCGAAGUCAGACAUGAAAGUCUUUGGACCAUUCCAGUCACUUCUGGACCCACUCUUAGCAUCUCUUGGGAUUCCCAAGCCUGAUGAUACAAUCAAUGAGAUCGUCAUACCGUGUUUCAGUCGCCAACUCCCAGCUAUCACGCCACUAUUCCCGAAAGCACGCAUUCUGAGGGCUGUCCAAAACCGUUGCCGAGCACAACUCUCCAUGCGGACUGUCUCUAUGAUGCCAGACGCGGGCGGCUCCCCGUUGCAUCUGAAGCUAUCGCUGAAUUGCCAAAUCACAUCUCGUCUCAGGACCAUUUCCCCUUAUGCUGCAGCUUAA
Messenger RNA from Aspergillus luchuensis, 1149 nucleotides. RefSeq lists its product as uncharacterized. NCBI's taxonomy places the organism in Eukaryota, Fungi, Ascomycota, Eurotiomycetes, Eurotiales, Aspergillaceae. The transcript is spliced from 3 exons. The coding region runs from base 1 to 1149 and encodes 382 amino acids. The record is from RefSeq and is a predicted model, not a curated record. Gene Ontology annotation, biological process: siderophore biosynthetic process.